Drepanopeziza brunnea f. sp. 'multigermtubi' MB_m1 is the source of this 1338-nucleotide messenger RNA. RefSeq lists its product as uncharacterized. Lineage: Eukaryota; Fungi; Ascomycota; Leotiomycetes; Helotiales; Drepanopezizaceae. The record is from RefSeq and is a predicted model, not a curated record. Gene Ontology annotation, molecular function: ATP binding; protein serine/threonine kinase activity. Gene Ontology annotation, biological process: autophagosome assembly; piecemeal microautophagy of the nucleus; protein autophosphorylation. Gene Ontology annotation, cellular component: phagophore assembly site membrane; phagophore assembly site; autophagosome.
AUGGCAGCAGCUAUCACAAACGAGACACUCAAGCAGAUAAAUUUCUGGCGCCAGUAUAGGAAUCCCAACGAUGUACCGCUGUCAAUCCGAGAUGCGGCCAGGAUAUAUCGGACUUUUCCCUACACGCCACCGACUCCUGCGCCGGCCGGCGCACCGCGGAACAUAACGACCGAUCCGAGCCCAGACGACCCGGAUGUCGUUGUUCCUCUGGGUCAGGUCUUUCGGGAUUUCAUCGGGAAGACGAUUGCUGGCAUCCCGGUGGACCCGGCCUACUGGAAGGGGAGGAAGUUCUUGGGGUCUGGGGGUACGGCGAUGGCUGGGCUGUGGGAGUGGGAUGGGCCUCCGGAGAAGAUGCCUGGCUAUACACAGGUUGUCGUUAAAGAACUUCAACCGGGCCAUUACACGGAUGCGAUAUACAACGAGAGCAUCUUCCUCACCGCGACGUAUUACACCGGCUCACAUAUUGUAAAGAUGCUGCACCCGGCCUAUGCUUUGUGCCAGGGCGCAAUGGAAGGGCUGGAUGACGAAUGGGACGGCGUUUACAUCCGGAUGUUCCAGGAGUACUGCUCUCUUGGUUCCUUGGAGCAGCUUCUGAUGCGACGAAUUGACCUACAGAAGCCUUUCAAGGAGACCACGUUGUGGAUUAUCCUCAACUGUCUCGUGGACGGGCUCAUGGCAUUGGAGUUCGGAUCCGAGGACCCAAACCAGCCUUUUGCAGACUGGGUUCCGAUCGUACACCUAGAUCUGAAACCAGAUAACGUCAUGCUGGCUGAGAUUCAGGAUGGGCUACAUAGUCUUCCCAUACUCAAGCUCAUCGAUUUUGGUAGCGCGGGAUUCAUCGACCCGAAUAACCCACCCAGCGAUGAAGACUUGGAGAGAUGGAGGCUCAUGGGCACCGAGGACUACUACACACCGGAACAAUUUACCGAGGAAUGGGACUUCAAAGACUUCAAAGCCUCGAAGAUCGCGGGCGCGUACGGGCCCUGUACCAAUGUGUGGGGUAUCGGUGUCAUCAUGUUCCAACUGCUGACGCUCUCCAACAACCCACCAGACCACAAGCAGCCGUUCCUCCCGCAGAGCUCCGCCGGGAACUCGGACGGGAUCCUCAACGGUGCGCCAGCAGUAGGCAACACCUACGGGAACGACAUGCGCGCGUACUCGUAUAGCAAGAGUCUGGUAGAUACCAUCUUCGAGUGUCUGUAUGAGACGCCCGGCUUGCGCCCUUCGAUCGCAGGUCUGAAGCAGAGGAUUGGGGACGGCUUUGCCCUCUCCAUGCAGCUUCAAGAUCCCAGUAUCUUUGAGCAAUAUGAGGAUUUGGCUAGACCGGAGCCUAUUUGA